Molecule: messenger RNA, 2821 nt
Organism: Sphaeramia orbicularis (orbiculate cardinalfish)
Lineage: Eukaryota; Metazoa; Chordata; Actinopteri; Kurtiformes; Apogonidae
Product: fibroblast growth factor receptor-like 1
Exons: 7
Coding region: 304-1833 (509 amino acids)
Cellular component (GO): plasma membrane
Molecular function (GO): fibroblast growth factor receptor activity; fibroblast growth factor binding
Source: RefSeq, a predicted model, not a curated record
CCGAGUCUGGAAAAGUCAGUUGGUGGACAAAGCGGAGUACACAGAGCGACCUGCCCCGCGUUUACACGAAUCAUAACGGGACUUUAGCUGAGAUUUUCCCGUCGAGGUUUGUCAGUUUUGACCCCGUCUCUGAGUCUGUGUUUUGGUGUCGGGAGGCAGACUUGCGCUGAUCUGGGGUCGGUGAAAAGUCGGCCACUGUCACUUUUGAUUCAUGGACUCGACACGGACUUUAGCUAAAAGCAUUUCUGUCAAGAGGCUGACACAGGGUUGACUUCAUUCAUUGAUUAUUAAGCUUUAGGGAACAUGAAGUUGUCUUUGGUCGGUAUGGAAGUCCUGAAGAUUGCGCUGUUCAUCUUUCAGACGGUUUUGCUGACUGAUUGUGCCAGAGGACCUCCACGAGUGUCUAACAAGGUUGUCCACAGACAGAUGGCCCGGCUGGGGAGUGCCAUCAAGCUGCCUUGUCCAGUGGAAGGAGACCCUCCACCUCUCAUCAUGUGGACUAAAGAUGGCCGCAACAUCCACAGCGGUUGGAUCCGUUUCCGUAUCCUCCGUAUGGGCCUGAAGAUCAAGGAGGUGGAAGCAGAUGACACGGGGACAUACAUCUGCAAAGCCACCAAUGGCUUUGGUAGCGUCAACAUUAACUACACUCUGAUCGUCAUUGAUGACUCAGGUUCUGAUAAGACUGGACCUGGAGCAGCCGAUGGUGCCGACUGUGAGACAGGCACCGAUGGCUUGUCAGAAAAACUUGUACGUCCCCGUUUCACCCAGCCCACUAAGAUGAGGAAGAGGGUGAUAGCUCGUCCAGUGGGCAGCUCUGUGCGGCUCAAAUGCACAGCCAGUGGAAACCCUCGACCGGACAUCAUAUGGCUGAAGGACGACAGGCCGUUAACGGAGCAGGAGGUUGGCGAGGGACGUCAGAAAAAAUGGACCCUGAGUCUGAGGAACUUGAUGCCAGAGCACAGCGGUAGAUACACCUGCAGAGUCUCUAAUCGGGCUGGAGAAAUCAACGCCACAUACAAAGUUGAGGUCAUACAGAGGACAAACUCCAAGCCGAUUUUGACAGGCACUCACCCAGUCAACACAACAGUGGACUAUGGGGGCACCACAUCGUUCCAGUGCAAAGUGAGGAGUGACGUUAAACCGGUCAUUCAGUGGCUCAAACGUGUGGAGUCUCACGAGGAAAGCCGCUACAACUCCACCAUCGAGGUCGGAGACCAUCGAUUUGUGGUGCUGCCCACAGGGGAGGUGUGGUCGCGGCCUGAUGGCUCAUACCUCAACAAGCUGCUCAUUACCCGUGCCAAGGAGGAGGACGCUGGCAUGUACAUAUGCUUAGGCGCCAACACCAUGGGCUACAGCUUCCGCAGUGCAUUUCUCACUGUGCUGCCAGACACGAAGCCUCCCAUGACGACAGUUUUCUCCCCAUCUUCCAGUUCCCUCCCCUGGCCUGUCAUCAUUGGCAUCCCCGCUGGAAUAGUGUUCAUCUUUGGUACGGUGCUGCUGUGGUUCUGCCAGAGUCGAAAGCACUGUCCUCCCCCCAGUGCUGCUCCAGCAGCUGCGCAGGUGCUGCACAGCUCCCACCGGCUGCCGUAUCGAGAGCGGGAGAGGCCAGGCUGCGCCGCUCCGUCCUCCAACUCCUCGAGCCCGGAGAAAGACUGCAUGAGCUCCAUGAACUAUGAGGAGUAUCUGGCACAGCAGCAGCUCCUCCUCAGCCAGGGAGGACCCACACUGCCUCCGAAAAUCUACCCCAAAAUCUACACUGACAUUCACACGCACACUCACUCUCACGUGGACGGGAAAGUACAUCAGCAUCAACAUAUUCAUUUUCAGUGUUAGCCUUAGUGCCAGUUUAUUCCCACACUAACUUCUCCAGUAUCUCAGAGGGACGAUGAGCUGUGGACUGAACAGGCAGCUCCUCAGUGACACUCGCUAAAACUGUCUCCACGUAGCUGGAUGCGAGUAUGCACAAAAGUGACAAAAAGUGACAAAAACAGUGGCCAGUGAUACACACCUCAUAUUGUUACAUCCAGUUUUCCAAUUUUACCUGGUGCUUCUAUGAAAUAUUUUACCUUUUACAUUCUCACACCACUAAAAUCCAUUCAUCCUUGAUGUGCACUUAAGACAAAAAGGACGAGGAACUCUGCAGCGUGUGAGAGUAAUCGCAGCUAUUCAGGCCAAACGAAAGGUUUUCCUCAGCAAUAUUUGUAAGUUUUGCAUUUUUUCCUACUUGAGGUGUAGCUGAAUGUGGAGUUUCGGUUUUCACUCAAACAGCUCAAAACACGUCGGCUGGAAAUGAAGAUGGUACUCAAUAUUUACAAAAGGGCUGGUUUUCAGCUCCUACUCAGGUAGUCCUUUUGUGUUUUUUUUUUAAUAUGCAUACUGUUUUUGGAAUGCACAUGCAUUUAAUGCUGACCACUAUCCUUUAUAUAUUACCCCUCUCCAUCCCUCAACUCUAUUCUGUUAUUAGUAAUAGAGUGGUGAGUUUCACAACACCUUUUAUGGUGUACAAACCUUGCCGAAGACUGCAAGGGAUGGACGAAUUGUGUUGAUCUUCAGUAUCAUUUAAGCUUCUUCUUUUAGGUAGGUUCCCUUCACUAGUCAUUAGCACGUCAACAUUAAUGUAUUCCAUCAAUACCAGUGACCAGCAACAGAGUCGUUUAGACCACCAACCACAGUUCAUGAAGCUGUAGUCAUUUAUAAUCAAAUUGAGUCAUGAAUAUUUAAUUUAUUUUGCUAAAAAAUGUAUCAAAAGUUUAUUUUUCAGAGUAAGGCGUUUUACAUAUCUAUGUAAUGUUAUUAAAGUAUACUGUUGUUGUGUAUAGUA